UUUUUUUUGGAAACAAAAUGCCGAGUCUUUUAUAAGAAGCUUUCGCCCUUACUUUCGUUUUUAAAAUUUCUUCUAAGACGCUUUUCCCCAAAAGAGAUAAUUUCACUCGUAUGGUCUCCUCCCCAAAAAUUUAUAAACCUCCUUUUUCCCUCCAUAGAAACCCUAGAAGGGACAGAAGCUCUCUACUCUCUACCCCCUUCCUCUCGGGCUAACCCAAAUACUCACACAGAGAGAUGCCACGUGGUGGUAACUACUACAACUUCACGAAGAUCAGGGACACCAUUGAUUCCGUCGGCGCCAAGGUCAACGUAAUCGGCGUCGUCCUCGAGUGCAGCUUUCCUCGCCAAACCAGAGGCACCGGCCGGACUUACGGCUGCUUCCGGCAAGGUCGGUAGUAGAUUGAUGAGACUCUUAACGAAAAGAUUGGUUCGUUUCGGUGCGUAUAAUCGAUGAGACGCAUCAGGAUCCCGGGUUGUCGGUUAACAUUUUUACAGAUAGGAAUGAAUGUCCUCGCAUUUUAUCUGUUGGAGACAUAAUUCAGUUCCAACGCGUCAUGGUAAAGUAAAUGCUGUUUUUUGCAAGAAGUUCUCUACCUUUGCUAUUUAUUACGGAAGUGACAAUACAAAUUUAAGUCCUUAUCAUGCUUGCAAAACAUUUCGCGAGAGAGACCAUGACAAGAACUUUGUGAUAGACUUGAGAAGAUGGUUGAAGAAUUUCCAUUUUCACGAAGGUGCAAAUUAUUUCUCAUUCGUCAGAGAAAUGAAAGGAGGUGAAGAUUUUAAUUUGGUUUGUAAAAUAAUCCAUAUCCAUGAGGGUGCUGGAAAUGAAUGGAUGGCCUUUGUUUGGGAUGGAACCGAUGCUCCACCAGCAGAUAUUCUUCAAAAGCUAGAAGAUGAAAUGAAGCACCCACUUCCCCUACAUCUGGAACCAUUUCCUUUGCCAAGUGAUACCUUAUGCAGCAGCUUUCCUGCAGUUGGAACUGUCUUAAGAGUGAUAUCUCAGGACCUUGAGAAUGACAACCUUCGCCUGCUAAAAACUGGGGAGUGGGUGAAGCUUGUAAAUUUGCUAUGUGAAGUGCAUGCAGGAAUAUGGCGUUGUGUUCUGACACCCUUUACAAAGCUUCGAUAUACACCAAAAGAGGACCGUCUCAAACUUGAGCGGAAAAGGUUAUUUAACGAACGAUUAGCCCAAAGUCCAGAAAGUUUAAUGCAGAUGCCAUUUGGGGGCUUUCCCUUGCCUCAAGUCACAGAGGUUGAUGAUAGUGACAACGACCAUGCAAUAUUUCUUACCUUAAUGGAUGUUGUUGCAAGUUCAGAGGUUCCAGCUAGUUUCAAGUGUGUAGUUCGAGUCAUAGCAACUUUACCAUGGCAGGCUGCGGACUUCCUCUUUCCUGCUGGGAUUGACAGAAUUAGGCUGACUCUGGAGGACUCGACCGCUAGAAUUCAUGCUUUUUUGUAUGCAGAAGAUGGGGUGAAAUUUUUCGAUGGCCAGUCCUCUGUCGAGGAACUGGAGAUCAAACGCAAUGCCUUGUUAGGAGUGAGAGUAAAUAACGAUGGGGUGCAAGAUGACACUCGUAGAAAUCCCCCUUGGGUACAAGUUUGGCUAAAAUCUGAAACCGACCAACAAGGAAAUCUGCACUACCUGGUUUUCGGCACCAAAGUGGUGGCAGCCUGAAAUCAUUAAACCGCUCACGUGGUUGGAGAUCUAUUUUGUAAGUUGUCUGCGGAGCUCAAUGUUCCCAACCAACUCGACUUUGGGAACUUUUGUAUAUGAUGCAGCUCGGAUUAUGUUUUUGUGUAACUAAUUUGUAGGGCUUGAUCGUAGUAACGCUUUGCAAGAUGAAGAUCCGAAGGCAGCCCGCAAGGUUGAACAUGGUCUCUGCUGCUCGUUCAUAAUCCCUCUCGAUCGGUACCCUUAGAUGGGAAGAAUGAAAAACAAAAUAGUGUGAAGCCGGAGUGACAACAUGUUUCAGCAUGAGCUUCCUGACCAUAGAUAAUACGCAUGCAUCCCAAAUCAGCAAAGCAGCGAGUUCGUUCACCCUGCUCAGACGCCUUUCUGCAUCGGUGCACAAACCGGAUUCUCCUAUGCACAUGCGUCGCUCGCCAUAUUUGUCAAGAAUCCACGCAGCGUUACUCCGCGCUACCUCAUACCCUAACUCGGCCAUCCUUGAAUACAAGGAAAAUGCCCGCCCUGCCCAUGUCCCCUUUUAACUAUGAUUCUAUUAAAAGUACAUUCGUGGUUCAAUAAAUAAUAAAAUCGUUUUCAAUUGUCUUA
Molecule: messenger RNA, 2274 nt
Organism: Pyrus x bretschneideri (Chinese white pear)
Lineage: Eukaryota; Viridiplantae; Streptophyta; Magnoliopsida; Rosales; Rosaceae
Product: protection of telomeres protein 1a-like
Exons: 11
Coding region: 505-1674 (389 amino acids)
Biological process (GO): regulation of telomere maintenance via telomerase; telomere capping
Cellular component (GO): chromosome, telomeric region; nuclear telomere cap complex
Molecular function (GO): G-rich strand telomeric DNA binding; telomerase inhibitor activity
Source: RefSeq, a predicted model, not a curated record